Molecule: messenger RNA, 738 nt
Organism: Morchella sextelata
Lineage: Eukaryota; Fungi; Ascomycota; Pezizomycetes; Pezizales; Morchellaceae
Exons: 3
Coding region: 1-738 (245 amino acids)
Cellular component (GO): cytoplasm; protein kinase CK2 complex
Molecular function (GO): protein kinase regulator activity
Source: RefSeq, a predicted model, not a curated record
AUGGCUAACCUCCCCGUAGUGGAAGACUACAACUCCGAGACCGACAGCGACUACAAUAACUACUGGCGCGACUGGUUCAUCUCCGCGCGCGGCCACGAGUACUUCUGCGAGAUCGACGAGGAGUACCUCACGGACCGCUUCAACCUCACGGGCCUGCAGCAGGAGGUGCAGUACUACCAGUACGCGCUCGACCUAGUCACCGACGUCUUCGACUUCGAGUGCGAGGACGAGGUGCGCGAGCAGAUCGAGAAGUCGGCCCGGCAUCUGUACGGCCUCGUGCACGCUCGGUACAUCAUCACCACGCGCGGGCUCGCCAAGAUGCUCGAAAAGUACAAAAAAUGCGACUUCGGGCGCUGCCCCCGCGUGCUCUGCCGCUCGCACCCGCUGCUCCCCCUGGGGCUCUCCGACAUCGCGCAGCAAAAGUCGGUCAAGCUGUACUGCGCAAAGUGCGAGGACGUGUACUCGCCCAAGUCGACGCGCCACGCGGCCAUCGACGGCGCCUACUUUGGCGCGUCGUUCCCGCACAUCCUCUUCCAGGUGUACCCGGGGCUGAUCCCGCCAAAGUGCAACGAGCGCUACACGCCGCGCUGCUUCGGCUUCAAGACGCAUGCGCAGGCGGCGCUGGUGCGGUGGCAGGAGGGCGAGCGGGCGAGGCAGGAUGGGAGGUUGCUGGAGGCCGGGGUCGAGGUGAAGAGGGUGGAGGGCGGGGAGGAGGAGGAGGAGGAGGAGGAGAGGUAG